Molecule: messenger RNA, 11148 nt
Organism: Thalassophryne amazonica
Lineage: Eukaryota; Metazoa; Chordata; Actinopteri; Batrachoidiformes; Batrachoididae
Gene: plce1
Product: phospholipase C, epsilon 1
Biological process (GO): phosphatidylinositol-mediated signaling; lipid metabolic process; small GTPase-mediated signal transduction
Molecular function (GO): guanyl-nucleotide exchange factor activity; phosphatidylinositol-4,5-bisphosphate phospholipase C activity
Source: RefSeq, a predicted model, not a curated record
GAGGAGCGCGCGCGAGCUGCUGCAUCAACUUUUCUCCGCUGUUUACGACAGAACCUGCAGUCGCCUGCACGGGACGGGAGCGAGUCUGUGGAGUUACGUGGACUUGGACACUUUGCACGGGCCUGCAGGAGGAUAACUGCAUCACAGAUGCAUGUCACCACCGAUUACAAGUGCACGCUGGCACAUAAAAGACCUUGUGAGCUGUCCCUGUGAUCUGUGCUAUCAAGGAAAUUCCUCAUUCCUCCAGGGUCACCUCAGCAGUCCUCUCUGUCCUACAUGUUAUUUGACUUGAAACUUGAGCAAAACAAGGGACAAAACAAGAACAAGAUGGACAAGGGAUUUGCGAUGUCUACAGAAGAAAAUGAGUUGCAGGUCAAAGCUUCAGUUCUGGCUCUGUGUGCUUCGCCUCCACCCUCUGGGAGCAGAACCAACAGAGAAACUCCACAGUCAACUGACAGCCAGGACGUCCUGCGAUACUCGGACCAAUUUUGGCAGUCAGAAUCAUCCCAAAGUAGCCCUUCACUUCUCUUAUAUAGGAAGUUGUCAAGUGACAGUGGGAAUGGAACAAUUUUGGAUGUAGAAUACGAGUGUUUGGAUUACAACAUAAAACUCUUGAGUAAGGAAGACAAGGCUUAUAUUGGCAAGAGAACUAAAGAGAAUUCAGUGUCUCCGAUACAUGGGAAAGGUUUGGAAGACUUUUCAUGCCAGCGUGACACCCUGAGUGGCAGUGUGGAACCAAACAGGGACACAACAGGCAGCACCCGCAGUUCAUCCAGCCUUUACACAAGUCCAACCUCCAACUGUUUCCACAGUCAUGCAUCCAGUCCAAGCCCCAGCUGCAGCCUUGUUCGCAGCCCCACUCGGCUCAACCGGUGCCACAUGCGCCGCUGUAGUCUGCCCGCAUCUGUGCUGGCUUCCUCCCUCAAGACAUCUCCAAACUUCUCUUCUCAAGACAGUCCUUCCAAUGACCCCAGCUCUCUUGUGUCCUCUCCCUCUAUCUCCCCUCACCCAAAACGCCGCCAGCAUCCCCGAAAUGGACACCUCAGCCAAUACACCAUCAAAGAUGGUUACUCAAGUUUAGAGAGGCUGAACAGAAGGUCUAGGGUGAACAAAUGCUUGUUGGAGAGACUUUUCCCACUACAGGCUUCUCUGGAAUCCAUAACAACCCUGGGGCAUGAUGGGAGGUUGUCUUUGGGAGUGACCAGGAGUUGCAGUGCGAGCGGCAACAGUGAUGAGGGAGAAGAAGAAGGUUUCUUAGAUACAACAGAGUUUGACAGGAACCGUAAACAACGUUCCACGGUCCUUGUGAGACGGUUCUUUAAGAACAAUCAGAAGGUGACCAAGUCAGUUUGUACGGGGACUAGAGCUAUUGUCAGGGCACUGCCAUCGGGUCGCAUCUCAGAGGAGGUUGUUUGCCAGAGGACGUGUCAGCCCAGCCAGAAGGACCUGUGGCCAGUCCUAAUGCAUGGUGCAGGAGAAGACUUCAGACUCUGCAGAGAUUUGCUGCGCUUUGUUGGAGUGAAACUACAGAGGGUUAUCAGUAAUGCACAGGAUGGAGAGAAGGUCAACCUAAUUCAUCCGGCCAAAAAGCUUCUGCUUUCCUGCCCUGGAUGUGUGCAUCUUAGGAAGACUUGCUGGCCCCUGCACACUGCCAUCCCUGACCCAACCACCCUCAGUUUGGACCCCCAGCUUAGUCCUUGGUGUUUACAUCCAUCUCAUCCAAUUAGGCUUUUUCGUGCUUGUGGCCAGAGGACAUCUGUGUGUUCCCUGCUGACAGGAGCACUACUAGAUGCCACAGUUGCUCUUGGUUCACGCUGUGCUCUACUGCCUGUACUGCAAGUCCCCAGCAGCCAUUGUGUGCUAAAAGAGCGUCAGCUGGCCAACAGUAUGAACAGCAGCAGCUCCCUUCCUCCCAACAUCAGCGGGAUCAGUAAGGAGCUGGCGGAGCUUCGCCACCUUGUUCAGUUCCCUGAGGAGAUUGCUUGUAUUCUUACCGAGCAGGAGCAGCAGCUGUACCAACGGGUCUUUCCAUUGGACUACCUCUGUUUCCUUACUCGAGACCUGAGCAGUCUCGAGUGUCACACCAGACGCCACCCUGACCUCAAGGCCUCGCUGUCAGCACCCGCAAUGCCCACUAGCAGUGCACAGCGACGGAACGCUGUGGAGGACCUGGUGGCACGGUUCAACGAGGUGAGUUCUUGGGUGACGUGGCUGAUCCUGACUGCUGGUUCCAUGGAGGAGAAGAGGGAGGUUUUCUCCUACCUGGUCCAUGUGGCUAAAUGCUGUUGGAACAUGGGAAAUUAUAAUGGCGUCAUGGAGUUCCUGGCAGGACUCAGGUCAAGGAAGGUGCUGAAGAUGUGGCAGUUUAUGGACCAGUCUGACAUCGAAACAAUGAGAGGCCUGAAGGAUGCCAUGGCACAGCACGAGUUGUCAUCUGAAUACAAAAAGCUUAUCACCAGGGCUCUCAACAUCCCAGGAUGCAAGGUGAUACCAUUCUGUGGAGUUUUUCUGAAGGAGCUGAGUGACGCGUUGGAUGGAUCAUCAAGCAUCAUUAGCCUUAAGCCACCUGUAUAUAACACUGAAGACUCCCUGGAGUUCGUCUCUAACUACGGCGGGCAGCACAACUUUAUGUUGCGAUCGGGUCCAGAUGGUCUUCACGCCCCAGACAAAGAGGCGACUGUCAAUAAUAUUCUUCAGAUUAUCAGGUCUUGUAAUCGUAGUUUGGAGAUCGAGGACCUCGAUGACUCACCCACAAGUCCUCCUUCUGGUCCACCUUCUCACACAUUCAGAAACAACUCUCUCAGGGACCGGAGCCUCAGUCAGUUUAUGGUAGGUGAUCUGUCUGAUUCCGAGGGUGAUCUGUCAUCUGAGUCUGUGGUGAAGGAAGUGGAGUUUCAGGGGACUGAGGAGACGCACCGGGCUUUCAGCCACGGCACGGAACUGAUUCCCUGGUACGUACUGUCACUGCAGCCGGACGUGCACCAGUUUCUGCUGCAGGGAGUGACAGUUAUACACUACGACAAGGACAGCCACCUGACAGCUCGCUGUCUGCUGCGACUGCAGCCCGACAACACAACGCUCACCUGGGGUAAACCUCAGAGUGGAGCGACCGCCUCCACCGAGACACCGCUGGGACUGGGACACACUGUGGUCGCCGGACUUGCAGAAGGCCUCCUGGAUUUGGCAGUUGUGAAGGCCGUGUUUAUGGGGCACCAAGGUGUGGACAUCCACGCGGUGUGUUUGCAGAACAAGCUGAGCUCAUUGACUGUGGAGGAGAACGGUCUCAGUCUCCUCUACGGGAUCAGUACCACUGACAACAGGCUCGUGCACUUUGUGGCUCCAAACCACACAGUGCGAGUGCUUCACAAGGGCCUGUCAGAACUGGUGAAUGCAACCAGGAAAUUAAAGAAGUUUCCCGAUCAGAGGCUGCAGUGGCUGAGGAGGCAGUACGUCAGCCUGUAUCAGGAGGAUGCCAGGUACGAAGGGCCGACUCUAGCUCAGGCUAUUGAGCUGUUUGGCGGAAGGAGGUGGAACAUGGGUACAGCAGGAGUCGAAAAACCGGCCACUCAGAAAAACAGCAUCAAUGAUAAGGCCAAAAAGAAGAAGAAAGUCCUUGUCAGGGGCGACAGCGGAGAUGCCACAGAUGAUGAGAUGGUUUCCAGGAAAACACGGAGCUGUAAGGAGAGUCUUUAUCGGAAUGGCCCAGAGUCUGACAGCAUUGACCAGGAAGAGCCAGAGGAGAGUUUGUCUGGGCCAAUCUCCCUUUCAUUCAGUAAGAACUCAGGAUUGCUGGCAUCCUCCUCCUCCUCUUCGUCUUCCUCCAGUAUGACGGGCUCCAUCCAGUCCCGACCCCAGUCCUCCCCGGUCCUGACAGCAACUUCCAAGUCGCCGCCAGGGGCAUGGAGCAGCAGGUCAUGGCACGGACGAGGAAAAGGAUGUUUCAAAGGCUUCCAGAAUCUCAUGAUUUCUGACAGCACAAUGAGCUUCAUUGAGUUUGUUGAGCUCUUUAAAUCAUUCAGUAUCCGGAGUAGGAAGGACCUGAAGGAACUGUUUGAUACUUUUGCUGUCCCUUGUAGUCGUUCAAGUUUAGAGUCUGCUCCUCUGUACACCAACCUCAGGAUUGAUGACAAGGACACCGGACUGCAACCAGACCUUGAUUUGCUAACGCGUAACGGAUCUGAUCUUGGCCUCUUUAUCCGGACGAGGCAGCAGAUGUCUGACAACCAGAAACAGAUCUCAGACGCCAUUGCAGCAGCCAGCAUUGUAACCAACAGUACAGGAGUUGAGAAUGCAUCGCUCGGCGUGCUGGGAUUGGCCAUCCCUCAGCUCAAUGACUUUUUAGUCAACUGUCAAAGAGAACAUCUCAGCUAUGAUGAGAUCCUCAGCAUCAUUCAGAAAUUUGAGCCAUCAUCAAGCAUGAGACAAAUGGGCUGGAUGUCUUUUGAAGGCUUUGCAAGAUACCUGAUGGAUAAGCAGAAUUUUGCAUCUCGCAAUGAGGAAUCUGAGAUGAGCCCAGAGGAGCUACAGUACCCUCUGUCCUACUAUUACAUCGAGUCUUCUCAUAACACCUAUUUAACUGGGCACCAACUCAAAGGAGAGUCCUCCGUUGAACUUUACAGUCAGGUGCUGUUACAAGGCUGCAGGAGCAUUGAGUUGGACUGUUGGGAUGGAGAUGAUGGUAUGCCAGUUAUCUACCAUGGACACACUCUUACCACCAAGAUACCCUUCAAGGAUGUGGUGGAAGCAAUUAACCGGUCUGCAUUUGUGAUUUCUGAUAUGCCCGUCAUCCUGUCCAUCGAGAACCACUGCUCCCUUCCACAACAACGCAAGAUGGCAGAGAUCUUCAAGACGGUGUUUGGGGAACGUCUGGUGACGCGCUUCCUCUUUGAAAGUGACUUCAGUGAUGACCCUCACUUGCCAUCACCAUUUCAGCUUCAGGGGAAGAUCCUGCUCAAGAACAAGAAGCUCAAAGCUCACCAGGCACCCGUGGACAUUCUCAAACAGAAGGCUCACCAGUUAGCCCACAUGCAGGUUCAGUCAAGCAACGGGUCUUCACCUGGCAACAACACCAAUGAAGAAGAGGAAGAGGAGGAAGACGAGUACGAUUAUGACUAUGAGUCUCUAUCAGACGCUGAUGUCCUCACUGCAUCUACUGCCUCCUUUGGCCUGGAAGAUAACAUCUUGGAUGACAAACCAGAGGUGAAGAGCUCAGCAGACAAGGAAGAACAACCUGUUGAUGAAAUGCCCAAAAAGAUGAAAAAGAGUGACAGUACUACACAGAGUAAAGGAAAGGUGUUUGACAUGGAGCUGGGUGAGGAGUUUUAUCUUCCACAGAACAAGAAGGAGAGUCGACAGAUUGCACAGGAGCUGUCCGACCUCGUCAUCUACUGCCAGGCCGUGAAAUUCCCUGGCCUGUCCACGCCAUCGCUGCCGGGCUCUGGCAGAGGGAAGGAUCGAGGAAAGAGCAGGAAGUCCAUAUUUGGCACAGCUCCCGCACGCUGCAGCACAACAGGAGAGGUCACGACCCUGAGCCGCACCCCUGGGAAAGGUGGCGCUGAGCGCCUGAGCUGGGAGGAGCAGCAGUCGUCUCCCAUCCUCAGCUCCUCCACCUCUCUCAGCGCUAUCAUCCGCACACCCAAGUGCUACCACAUCUCCUCCGUUAACGAGAACGCCGCCAAGCGACUGUGCCGUCGAUACUCUCAGAAGCUGAUCCAGCACACGGCAUGCCAGCUGCUCAGGACUUACCCCGCCGCUACCAGGAUAGACUCAACGAACCCAAACCCUCUGUUGUUCUGGUUGCAUGGCAUUCAGCUGGUGGCCCUCAACUAUCAGACCGACGAUCUACCCAUGCAGCUGAACACAGCGUUAUUUGAAGCCAACGGCGGUUGUGGUUAUGUCCUGAAGCCGGCGGUGCUGUGGGACCGUAGCUGCCCUCUCUAUCAGCAGUUCUGUCCAGCAGACAGGGACGUGGAGAACAUAAGUCCGGCCAUCUAUUCUCUCACUAUUGUAUCCGGUCAGAAUGUUUGUCCGGGCAACACCGCUGGCAGUCCUUGCAUCGAGGUUGACAUUCUAGGCAUGCCCGUGGACAGCUGCCACGUCCGCACGAAACCCAUCCACCGCAACACCCUCAACCCCAUGUGGAGCGAGCGCUUUCAGUUCACCGUGCACUUUGAGGAGCUGUGCUUUUUGCGCUUUGCUGUGGUGGAGAACAACAGCUCCCAGACCACUGCACAGAGGACUCUGCCCCUCAAGGCCCUCAAACCAGGUUACAGACAUGUCCAGUUGAGGACGCAGCAUAACGAGCCACUCGAAGUGUCCACUUUAUUUAUCUACAGCAGCAGAAAUGAAGAUGGACCAGUAGGGAGCGCUACUCCUUCCUCCUUGCUGUUUAGUUCGGAGGAGAAACCUGCGUCUCAGCAGCACCGGGUGACUGUGCACCGAGCUCCCGGUCCAGAACCCUUCACCGUCUUCAAUGUCACAGAGCAGACGACUGCCAAGCAGCUAUUGGAUGCGAUUGUGGCCUCUGCAGGAAACUGGUCCGAGUACUUCCUGUGUGAGGAGAAGCUUCCUCUGUCGAAGGAGCGCAGCGAGGUGAAACGCUGCGGGCAGCAUCGCCCACUGGCGCCCGAGGAGGAGGUGAUCAGGCUGGUCCACAGCUGGCACACCGAAGAUGGAUACGUAGGAAGAAUCUGCCUCGAAACCAGAGAGGAGACUUUGGAUGAGAAGAGCACAGAGCUGGAGGGAGAGGAUGAGGUGAAGGUGGCGGGUAAAGAAGAGGUGGGCAGAGUUGGAGGCGGAACAGAGGAGGACAUGUUUUUUGUCCAGGUCCAUGAGGUUUCUCCUGAACAGCCUCACACUGUGAUCAAAACGCCACGUUACAGCACGGCGCUCGACAUCAUCCAGCAGACUCUGUCGAAGGCCAAGUACUCCUACAGCAUCCUUUCUAACCCCAACCCAUGUGACUACGUCCUGAUGGAAGAAGUGACCAAGGAGGCAGGCUCUAAGAAAUCCUGCACCGCCAAACCACUUCAGCGGGUUCUGCUGGAUCAAGAGUGCGUCUAUCAAGCUCAGAGCCGCUGGAGAGGCAGCGGGAAGUUCAUUCUUAAACUGAAGGAGCAGGUGUUGCGGGAGGACAAAAAGAAAGUCAUUUCAUUCGCCAGCGAGCUGAAGAAGUUUACUAGUCGCAGCCGCAGCAUGACCACUGGCAGCGGCACCAACCAGUCGGCGACACUGUGCCACGAUGGCGUCGCUCACAGCAAGGAUGAGAGAGCUGCAUGCUGCGUGGCUCUGACAGAGCUCCAGGAGUGAGACGGUCACACCACCUGCUGUCGUGCACAUGGAAGGCAACAGAGGGUAUCUGUCUGCGGCUGCAGGUCUGAAGGUGUGGGUGGGGGCAGGAAGGCUCCUGCCGGCCUCUUCCUCUGGACAUCAACAUGACCACCUUCCCAAUGUCUCUCUCAACCCCUGUCAUGGAAACUUCACCUUCUCAGAAACUGGAAGAUCCACAAGUGAUAUCCAGACAUUAAGAACCUCUGAACUGAGAGGGGUCACAUCUCAAAGGUGAAUUUUUUGGGGGGAUUUGAGGUCUACUGUGGUUGUGAGCUCGGAUAUGUUCCUCCAACUCCAGAUGUUGUCAAGUUGCAGCAAAGUUCAGUUCCUGUGUCAGAUGCUCCACCCCUUUGUUUGGGCAUUUCGUUCAGUCAGGUUGUGUGAUCGGACAUAUUCAUCAGAGAAGAUUCCAUAUUCAAGGUAUGGACAUGUGUACAGGUACUUAUGCCGUUUGGUUUUCUUGAAUCACCACUGAAGUGUCAAAAACACUAAAAUCAGCUGUGAUCAAAGACACAAAAAGGCUGUGUGUUUCUUGAAAAAGAGUUGAACACCCCUAAAUCACAGAAUGAUAAAAAUGUUAGCUUUACUCUUUUUCUUUAAAUAGAUCGCUGCAAAGGUCAAAGUAGAAUUAGCUGGGCAAUGGUUGAGUUGGUGAAGCACCUUCUCUGGAGAGUCGAUUACACCUUCUAUGUUUCAAAACUAUUCAUCUGUUGCCUGUGCCUACGGUGACAGUACUUAAAUGAAUAAAUACUUUUAUAAGUGACUACAAAGUAAGGACAUGGCCAAUGGAGGCAGGCUUUCUGCUUGGCAAUAAAUGGUGGUGAGCAAGGAGAGAUGUAGGAGCGCGCACGAGGCCGAGCAGCAUCAUGGAGGCUGACAAGCUGGCUUGUUGACUUCUUUUCUUUGUGGUCCAGUUUCACAGUACUGUAAAGGCACAUUUUGGUCAGCGUGAGCAGCAGAUUCUCUGCGGCAGCAAAAGUGAUCACACAUGAGCAGCACAGGCACAAUCUGCCAACUCUGGACCAUCAUUCUCUAACAUUUAUUGGUGAAUUGAACCCUUGGUGAUGCCUUAAAGUGUUUGAAGUCAGAAUUAAAUCUUCAACAGUUUCUUUUUCGCAUCUGUGAGGGUGAUCUGUGAAUUACAGAUUCCCUCAAUCUGAGGAGUAGAAGAAGAGAAGAACACCCGCCUGAAAGUCAGGAUGUUCGCUAGUCAGUCAACAUCAAUGUUCCUUGGUUGUAACCCACCGUGGUCGUCUUCUUCCAGCAUUUUGCACAUUUUCUUCUUUUUUUUUUUUGUAAAGUUCAGUGUUUUUAUAUUUUCCAUUUAAAUGUAAUCAGAUGGUCAGCAGUUAUUCCGUUAGUCCAUCAUAUUUAUUGCUUUCGUUUUCAGCCCUGUUGUGAAUUUUGUUCAAAGAAAGCACAAGUUUAUUUUUUGGGCGUGACUAUUUGUUGUCGUAAUGUGAUUUGUUUUUCUGAGCCUGCCCUUGAAAUUUUCCCCCCAAAUUGUUGUGAAAACAGAAUGAACCGCUUUACAUUUCACUUAUUGCUCAAGUAUUUUCUACACAUUUUUUACAGAUUGACUGUUACCACUUUAGGUCUUUUUAUUUUAAAUUAUUGCAUAUUUCAGUUAUUUUGUCACAUUUUCCUGAAGUUUUAUUCAUUUCCAUUUUGCUGAUUUUUCCAUGUUUUUUGAUGUUUAACUUUAUUUCUGUUGUUUUUAAAAUCUUUGUGUUUCAGCAUUUCAGUUCAAAUCAUUUGCUUGUCUGGUCAUUUUUUAACGCUGAUUCAUGAAAACAAGCUUUCAGUGAAAUAUUUCAUCUUAUUAAUUCUUAAAAUGCUUUUGAAUUAAUCAGCUAAAAUAGAUUUGAAACAUAGUUUCAGUGCUACCAGGAAACAUUUUCAGCUACCAAACAUACUAAAAUGAUUUAAAAUAACUCACAACACCUUACAUGUUUGUGGUUCAGUGAUGUCAUACAUAGAUCUGUGUGGCUUUGAUGUUUAAUCAGUGCUGUAAAAUCUGAACUGCUUCAUCCUCGACUAACACAAACACUUCUGCCGUAUUUAAUUCAUAUUGGCGCCAGACUGUUUGAUUUAAAUAAUUCUGACAUCAACUUUGACUUUUCAGGGUCCACUAGAGUCAUGUGACCAAUAUAAAGGUGAUAUAUGACAUCAUUUUAGUGUUUAAUAGUAACCACUGGUGUAUAUUUAAGCAGUUCCUCAGAAUAGCCCACUAUAAUAUUACCUACAUAUGUGGAAUAGAAACAGAACGAUAUAUCGUGAUAAUCGUAUCAAUUGUCUUUUUUUUAGUAUUGGGAAGAAGCAUAAAUUAUUUCUAGAAUAUGUACAUUGGAAAAGGACAACGUUGUGGAUUAUACUCGUAGUUUAUGCCUCAGAAUAAUUUAUUUCUUUAAUGUUAAAUGUUGAUAAAAUUUCUGCAUAGUUUGAAUAAACAGAAAUGUAAUAAUAUAUUGCGAUAAGUAUCCUAUCGUGUAUCGUUACACCCCUAGUUCAGCCCAGAUUUCAACCUUGGCCUGUCUCCUUUAACACGUUUUUUUAUGAAAAUCAAAUCACUUUGACCUUGAAGAUGAUGCAGUCAUUCCAUUUAUUCUAUUUUGUUGAGAGACACAUGGGACUCAAAACAAAACCCUCCACGCUUGGGUGUAAAAACAAAACAGCAAAAAAGAGAUUUGCUUUGUGUUAUGGAUUAGUUAAAAUUUCAACUAUCUUUAGUUUUCCUGGAAUGAAAAGAAACCAAGGCUGGACUGGGAAGAAGUAAUAGUCAUAGGAUUUUUUUUUGUUUGUUUUUGUUUUAUCCACUGUUGUGGUUGUAUGUUUUUGAGAACACUUUCCUGUAUUUUACUGUCUUUGCAGAGUUAAACAUGAAAAAUGGUCGACAUUAUCCUUUAAAUUAACACAUUUUAACCUAAAGUGUGCAGCCUGUAAUUGAAAAAUGAUGCUAAAAGACCACUUUCUGUAAUUAUGAACAGUUUUAAUUUCAGACUUAAUUGUAAUUUUUUUGUGACCGUGUUCCUCAUACUGAUUUCACCUUCUUGUCUUUUGGUCUUUUAAAUUCAUCCCUGGUUCUUACUAAUUGUGUUUGCUGUCACUUCACUUCCCCUGCACGCCUUUCAACGUGCGCUCUGCUCUUCGUCUUCACUUAGAAUUAAUUCAUUAAUCAUUAACUUCUGGCCUCGAGUCGCCAUUAGAAUUAAUCACAACUGAAAUCAUUCCAGCACAAAUAUACUUUUGUCAUUAGUAACAAUUAACAUAAUUACAAGUGAUUAUUUGUGAAACCGUCACCGUGUGUCGCCAAAAACGAGGGUGAUGGUGUGAAAAUGCCGCCAUCCUUUUUUUUUCCCCCUCAAUUGAACCGUGGAGCCAUUUAUGUAAAGUAAAAACGAUAAUAUUCUGUAAAAAUCAUGCUGGAUAAAAGUGGUAAUCAGCUGAGAGGAUGGUGCAAAAUCCACACUGGAGGGAUUCAACUCAUCUUCACCAUCAUUCAGGCAUUUCAUGCUUUCAAACCUCAUUUCUGAAUGUAACGUUUGUGCAGAACCUGAUACACACGUGUGUGUUUAUGGAUGUUAUUUAUUCAAAUGUGAAGCCCUGGUUGGCAAGCGUCUGUUGUGUCUGUAUAUUUUCCUGUAGUUAUUGUACUGUUGAAAAAGAUUUUUCUUUAUUUAUUUCGGUAUGUGAGGACGUUAAACUCUUCACUGUCUAACUUUACUUGGACUUAUUUGUGUCUGUAUGUAAACAAAUAUUUCUGUGUAAAAUGUUGAGUGCAGUAUACGUAUAUGUCUGUCGUUUUGCAGUGGCAUUGUU